This is a messenger RNA of Colletotrichum spaethianum, 528 nucleotides long. RefSeq lists its product as uncharacterized. Lineage: Eukaryota; Fungi; Ascomycota; Sordariomycetes; Glomerellales; Glomerellaceae. The transcript has a single exon. The coding region runs from base 1 to 528 and encodes 175 amino acids. The record is from RefSeq and is a predicted model, not a curated record.
AUGAAACUCUCACUCCUUACCGUGAUCGUGGCCGCCGCCUCUGCCGCUCAAGGCGCCAUUACCUGGAGCCUCGAGAAGGUCGCAAACCCUACAGCCGAUCAAAAAGAUGCGUACACCAAAAUCGAAGCUGCCAUGACGCUUGCUGCAGCAAGACAUGCCAAGCUGGGAACGGCCAAAAAGACAGUCCGCGUCUACUACACGCCCGGCGUGCCUACGGCCGAGGCUAGCUACAACGGCGACCUCCGCUUCGGGUCCAACCGUUCAUUCAUGAACGAGCGGACGGCGCUCCACGAGAUCGCACAUACGCUCGGUGUUGGCCAGACAUCCUCCUUCAACUCUAAAUGCUCUUCUGGCGACUGGCCGAAGGCUCUCCCCCUGCUCCGCUCAUUUGACGGAGGGAACGCCAAGAUCAACUGCGGCGGGGGUCAUUUCUGGCCUUACGGACUCAAUUACGACAACGAGUGGAGCGAAACGAACGCAAACCGUCACGUACAGAUGAUCAACGCUAUGCUCGCUGAUGGUAUGUGA